Molecule: messenger RNA, 1608 nt
Organism: Aspergillus mulundensis
Lineage: Eukaryota; Fungi; Ascomycota; Eurotiomycetes; Eurotiales; Aspergillaceae
Product: putative feruloyl esterase
Exons: 1
Coding region: 1-1608 (535 amino acids)
Source: RefSeq, a predicted model, not a curated record
AUGACGAACUUUUCCAUCUGCUCGCCUGCGGCCAUUCAGACCCCGGCCGUGUACGGGGCGGAAAUCCUCUCGCUUUCGGCGGCUUGGGUCACCAAUUACACCGACUACAUCCCCUACAGCUUCAACUACAACGGAGGAAAUGUCGACCUGGAAAAUGCCAAGUUCUGCAACAUCACCGUGAAGUACACCCAUCCCGGCUACGAGGAUAACAUCACCGUCGAGACCUGGCUUCCCGAGCCGGCGAACUGGAACGGCCGCCUGCAGGCGACAGGAGGUGGCGGAUGGGCUGCUGGCCGGUUUGUGCUCUCGGAAUUCUUCAUGGGAGGCGCACUGGGGGAAGGCUUUGCCACGACCACGACCGAUGCUGGACUGGGCAAGGAUACUACGGGACCCCGUGAAUGGGCGCUCACCAGUCCGGGCAACGUUGAUUGGGUUGCGGUGGAAAACUUUGGAUCCCGUGCCUACAACGACCAAGCCAUCAUCGGAAAGAGCCUGGUGAACAGCUUCUACGGUCGGGCUCCCGAGUACUCCUACUGGAGCGGUUGCUCGCAGGGAGGCCGGCAGGGGAUGAUGAUUGCCGAGCGCUAUCCCACAGCAUACGACGGCAUCGCUGCCUCAGCCCCCGCCCAAUCGUUCACCAAGUUCACUUCCUCGCUCUACUACCCUCUCUUCAUGCGCUUCUGGCAUAACGUGAACCCACUGGUCUGCGAACUGGACUUCCUGACAAGCGAAGCCAUCGCCCACUGUGAUCCCUUGGAUGGCGCGGUGGAUGGGCUCAUCUCCAACAUGACGGCCUGCAACUACGACCCUUAUACCGCCGUGAACAAGACCUUCACUUGCGACUCCUUGAACCGCACGAUCCCGCUCAGCCAGGGCGCCGCGCUCAUCGCCGAUGCCGCCUGGUCAGGCGCGCACACCACCGACGGCCGCCAGCUCUGGUAUGGAUACAACCCAGGUUCCGACAUCGGUAGCACCUUCGGUGUCGAACCGGGAUACAACAGCUCAUCGACGAGCACCAUGAAAGACGAGUGGUUCAAUCUCUUCGUCGCGAAAAACAUCAGCUUCAACACCGCCGGCCUGAGCCACGAGGAGUACCAGGAAUUUUUCAACCUCGUCACUUCCGAAUACGGCAGCUCCUGGAACGCAGACGACGCGAACCUGCAUGCUUUCAAGAAUGCCGGAGGCAAGCUCCUCACCUACCACGGCAUGGUCCGUCUCUCCCCCUUCCUCUUCUCCGCAUCCCUCCCAUACCAUACCGUGCAACCGGAACUGACGCAGUGUUUGCCCCAGGCCGACCCCAGCAUCCCCACCAAGGGCACCGAGUACCUCUACAACAAGGCGCGGGCGCUCUUCCCAGACAUCCACGACUUCUGGCGCUUCUUCGAGUCGCCGGGUCUGGGCCACUGCGCCGGCGGCCUCGGCGGCCAGCCGACCACCGUCCUCAAAGCUCUGCAGCGCUGGGUCGAGAACGGCACCGCCCCGGACACCUUGAGCGUGGAAUACCCGUCCCUCGGGAAUGGUCUCCACCGCAACCUGUGCCCGUAUCCUUCCCAGAUGGAAUAUGUUGGCGGUAAUGUCGCUUUGGCUGAGAGCUUCCGUUGCACCUAG